AUGAGACUCAUAGACACCACCUCGUUCGAGCUUCAGUCUGGGGAACAGUCUGUAUACCGCGAAGAAGGCUAUGCCAUUUUAUCACACCGCUGGCAACCUUCGGAAAUCAAGUUCAAUGAGUUCCUCGAUCAUACUGAAGAACUCAAGAAUGGCGCGGGACCCCUUCCGUUAUGUUUAGAUAAGAUUCGCGGUGCUUGUGCCACCGCGCGCAACAAGGGUUACAAUUGGAUGUGGAUCGAUUCGUGCUGUAUCGACAAGUCGAGCACCACUGAGGAAACCGAGUCAAUCAACUCCAUGUUCAAAUGGUACCGCGAUGCAAAGCUGUGUAUUGUUUACCUUUCUGAUGUUGAGGUAAACACCACUCUGGCUGAGGCCGAACUGAAAGCGAACCCUCUGAUAUUUAAUCGUAUCGGCCGCGAAGACCCUUCUGAGUGGUUCUAUCGAGGAUGGACCUUGCAGGAAAUGCUGGCACCACGAGAUCUGGAGUUUUAA
This is a messenger RNA of Colletotrichum tamarilloi, 492 nucleotides long. RefSeq lists its product as uncharacterized. Bases 1 to 492 code for a protein of 163 amino acids. Lineage: Eukaryota; Fungi; Ascomycota; Sordariomycetes; Glomerellales; Glomerellaceae. The record is from RefSeq and is a predicted model, not a curated record. The transcript has a single exon.